Malus domestica (apple) is the source of this 1748-nucleotide messenger RNA. RefSeq names its product MDIS1-interacting receptor like kinase 2-like. Gene Ontology annotation, molecular function: ATP binding; protein kinase activity. The record is from RefSeq and is a predicted model, not a curated record. Lineage: Eukaryota; Viridiplantae; Streptophyta; Magnoliopsida; Rosales; Rosaceae. Gene Ontology annotation, biological process: protein phosphorylation.
UAACAACUUCACAGGAGUGAUCCCAUGGAAUUCAGGUAUGUUGGACCUCAAGCUUCUUUCAUUGUCUAAUAACAAUUUGACAAGGGUAACGCCAAUUCAUCUGUUUCUCGCCGCAGGCUUAACAGGUUUGGUCUACUUGGAUCUCAGCAGCAAUUCACUAUCGGGUGCAAUACCAUCAGAAUUGGGCGGGCUCACAUUAUUACAGUAUUUCAAUGCCUCACACAAUAAUCUCUCAGGCGAAAUCCCAUCAGCAUUAGAUCACAUGUUUACUCUAAGUAGCUAUGACUUUUCAUAUAACAAAUUGACAGGGCCAUUCCCAACUUGUGGCAUUUUCAAUAAUGCGCCAAAAAGUGCUUUUGUUGGUAACCAUGGCUUGGGGAGUCAUGCAGAGGGACUAACUGAAUGUGAAUCCUCCAGUACAAAUUCCAAAAGUGCUAACAAGAAUAUAGUACCUGUUUUCCUUUUUUCCUUAUUAGGUUUCGCAACUGUUGCAAUUGCCAUUGCUUUCUUUCUUAUGUUUCACAAGAGGUCCAAAAUCCGGCCUCAGGUAAUAAAAACUUCUCAAAACUUUGAGGAUUAUGAGUCAAUGAUAUUGCAAGAAGAAGUGAAAUUCACAUUUCGGGAAGCUGUCAAGGCCAUAGACGACUUUCAUGAGAAACACUGCAUUGGGAGAGGCGGAUUUGGAAGAGUAUACAAGGCAGAGCUCGAAUCAGGUCAAGUUGUUGCAGUGAAGAGGCUUAACACGAAUGACUCUAAUGACAUUCCAGCAAUUAAUCUCCAAAGUUUUGAGAAUGAAAUCCGAACUUUGACAACUAUCCGGCAUCGCAACAUCAUAAGGCUAUACGGCUUCUCUUCAAGGAGGGGUUGCAUAUUCUUGCUUUACGAAUACUUAGAGAGAGGCAGCCUCGGAAAAGCAUUGUAUGGGGUAGAAGGGGUUACUGAACUUGGGUGGCCAACAAGGGUAAAAAUUGUGCAAGGACUUGCUCAUGAACUUUCUUACCUGCACCAUGAUUGUUCACCACCAAUUGUUCAUCGUGAUGUAACUGUCAAUAAUGUAUUGCUCGAGCAAGAUUUCGAGCCCCGACUCUCAGAUUUUGGAACAUCAAGACAGUUGAGUAUUGAUUCAUCCAACUGGACCAACAUUGUUGGUUCGUUAGGAUACAUGGCGUCAGAGCUUGCAUAUAUUAUGCAGGUGACGGAUAAGUGUGAUGUUUUUAGCUUUGGAGUGGUGGCACUAGAAGUCAUGAUGGGAAGGCACCCCGGGGAUAUGCUAGAGUCCCAACUAUCAGCAUCACCAACGUCAACGAAUGAAAAUGCUGAGUUGCUUUUGAAAGAUGUGUUAGAUCAACGACUAGAGCCUCCAGCCAAUGAAUUGGCAAAGGCAGUGGUGCUUGUAAUGAGUAUAGCAUUGGCUUGUAUACGGACGCGUCCUGGGUUGCGUCCGACAAUGCAUUUUGUGUCACAGAAACUAUCAGCUCAUAGUCUUCCUUGCCUUCCCGAGCCAUUUGGUAUGCUUACCAUCAAGAAGCUAUCGGCCCUAUAAAACUAGGAGAAAUAUGUAGCUCCAACUUCAGAUUAGAAUUCUUGCUACGAGCAGUCUAUCAAAUAAGGAGAUGUUGUGGAAUUUUAUUUUAUUAUUUUUAUUUUUAAUGUUUACAAUGAACUUCAUAAACAUGUAUUUGAUAUCUGCACACCCUGAUUACUAGAGUGUUGCAAAUUGUGUGGUUGAAAAAUAUGGUGUUUAGCUC